This is a messenger RNA of Megalobrama amblycephala (Wuchang bream), 7876 nucleotides long. It is a transcript of the gene rif1, whose product is annotated as replication timing regulatory factor 1. Lineage: Eukaryota; Metazoa; Chordata; Actinopteri; Cypriniformes; Xenocyprididae. The transcript is spliced from 36 exons. Gene Ontology annotation, cellular component: nucleus. The record is from RefSeq and is a predicted model, not a curated record. The coding region runs from base 189 to 7580 and encodes 2463 amino acids. Gene Ontology annotation, biological process: telomere maintenance.
GCUUCAGUCGCGCGUCAUGUUUGGCGCCAGCAUUUUCGCGGGGAGUGAGGAGUGGAAAGACGCAGCGCAGUCUUGAUAGCUUAUAAACACUGUUGUAUAAACUCCUCCGAAUUCUUUGAUAUACAUCGUGUGUCGAUGAUAUCGCCUUCAGUGGUUGUUAGCGUGUCCUCAGGCGCGAGGUUGUGAGGAUGAUGGCUGCGGUACCUCUAUCUAGUGCUAGCCUCCUUCCUCUUCUGGAGUGUCUGGAAGAUGAAGCAGCUGGGCUGUCGGCGCAGACAGAUGCCUACAUCACCAUUGCAAACCGUCUCAAUGGAGAGGAAGGGCGUCAGUUUCUGCCUGUGGUUGUAAAGCAUUUUGCACGUCUUAGUAAAGUCCUUUUGGUUCAUAUCUCCAGUGAGAACGAGGAGCUGUGUCAAGCUGCACUGCAGGCUUUGGGAUUCUGUGUCUUCCACUCACUCAUCGUUUCAGUCAUACCAGCAAAUAUUUCAGAAGAUAUACUGUCUACGCUCUGUAAUGUUGUGGUAAAAUCCAAGGAGAAGUUUACGUGUACACGAGCAUUAUGGGUGAUUUCAAAACAGAAUUUUCCGCCAGAGGUGACAUCCAAAAAGGCCCCAGAGAUUCUCAAGAGUCUAGAGGCCAUGCAGACCCGAGAGGUUCAGUCGAUCCUCAUUGACCACGAGUCCCUCAAUGUCAUCAUAAGGUUGCUGGAGCAGGCCCCCUCUCAGAUGGCUGCUGGAGCCGUGUGCUGGGCCAAGCUGGUUAUUCCUCUCGUGGUUCACUCAGCCAAUAAGGUGCGCUUGCGUGCAGCAGCAGCCCUGGAAAUGGGCUUGCCUCUUCUUCUGGAAAAACAGCAGGAGGUGGCAGCCAUUGUGGAGCCAAUGAUGUCCUCUAUGCUCAUUCCUGAAAUGCAGAAGCUGUUUGCCUCUAAGAAUGAGACGAAUAUGCUAAAGCUCUGGCCCUUGUUUGUGAGACUUCUGGGGAAGUUGCUCCACAAAGGCGGUGCUUUUAUUAAUUCCUUGCUGUAUUUAGAGGAGCUGGGUUUCCGCAACUCUUCUCCUAAUAUUAAGAAGAUUGCUUUCAUAGCUUGGAAGAGCCUCAUUGACAAUUUUGCCCUUAAUCCAGAUAUCCUGUGCAGCAGUAAGCGCCUAAAGCUCCUCAUGCAGCCCCUGAGUUCCAUCCAAGUCAGGACUGAAGCUCUUCUGCUCACCAAGCUGGAGGUGUGGUGGUAUCUCGUAGUCAAGCUCGGACCCAACCUGUCCACUAACUUUGAGCAGGUUGGCGUACCUCUACUGCACAGCACACUUCCUUCUGAUCCUCCACUGCAGUCCCCGACUACACCUGCUCGAACCCCUAACCCAAGCAAUGGUACCCCUAAUACACCUAAAACAGGCGUUCCCUCCUGCAGCAUGCCGAGCACUACUCCUCGCAUGAAUCUGAACAGCAGUAUGCAGUCAUCUCAGUCGUACCACUCCAUUCAGCUCCUGGGACUAGAGAUGCUUCUGCACUGGCUCGUGGGUCCAGAGGUCACGGCCAUAGCUCCUAAAGAAAAUCUUCAACUCAGCCUGGAGCCCCUGACACACCCGCUCCUCACCAGCCCUUCCUUCUUUAGCAGACAUGCCUCUACCCUCAUAUCAGCCACCAGAGAAGGCUUCAUUACUGUGGGAAAACAUGCUCCAGAAGCACUUCUUAAUCUCAUUUGGAGCAACCUGAUCGGUUCUGUCAGUGCAGCAAUAGAAGCUGGUAAUAAGAAGGAACGACAGGGUUCAGAGGUCCUUACGCUUCUCCUACAGGCUCUGCAGUCCAUCUUGUCUUCAGAUGCUCUGCCUGCUGAACGUGCACUGCUUUUGUUGGAAGCCACCAUUAAAGGAAUCCCUCAAAAGGUGCUUGGUUCUGCAGCUUAUCAAGUGGCAAACAUGGAUGUGUUGAACGGUACACCUGCACUUUUCCUUAUAUUGCUAUUCUAUAAAAGUAACCAGCUUUCAUCAUUUCUUGAAGAUGAGAGGUUUUUCUCAAGCCUGGAGACCCUUGUGAGCUGCGGGUUUUGUGGACCUACAUCGCCCCUUGCAUUUGGAGAGGCUGUUUUAGGAGCAGUUAGUGGGAGUGCGGAGGAUGUUAAGAACAAAAAACAACUCUGGAGGAUGUGGAGUGUGGUGGUAAACCCUCUGACAGACACCAUCACUCAGACCAAUGAAGUGAAUCAAGGAGACGCUCUGGAGCAUAACUUCAGUGCCAUUUACAGUGCCUUGAUGUUUCCAGUCUUUCACCUCCUGCCUGGUUCAGCCCUACCCCAGAUCACUCAGAAGGCCAUGAUCAGUACUUGGUCCAGGCUUUACAAGGCAUUUGCCCGCUGCUCAGCUUUGGUAGCCACAGCGGAGGAGAACAUAUGCUGUGAAGAGCUGUGUGCCAAGAUCUCUGCCUCUCUUGACAGUGAUUCUCUGAAAAAUCUGCCUAUGCUAGAUGCAAUAGCAAAUAUCUUGCUGAUCAUCAUUGAGAGUAUGGACUUCUCUCCUUACACCCCACAGUUUCAGCAGAAGAUGAAAUCUCCUCAUACACCUUUGAGUUGGGUACGCAAGAGAAGCAAAGCUCUGGGGAAUCUCUCGACCUUCCACACUCUCCUGAUGCAGACUCUAGAUGCAUUUCUUUCUGUGGACACCUCAGAAGAAUCUGUAGAGCCCACCUGUGGAACUUUAAAUGGACUUGGCUUGACAGUGGUCUCUAUCUUGACUACUCUUUUCACUAAUAUCACAUUACCCACGUUCAUACAAGAGGUGCUGUCCACCCUCACCAAACCACUUGCACAACUUUAUGAACAAUUCUCCAGUUAUGAUGACCCAACAAAGCCCAGUGCAACACUUGGACACAAGUUGGAGAAACUAGCUACAGACCUGCUUGGCUGUCUUCAGACGCAGUUGACUCUGCACAAUGAUGAGAUGCUUGCUGUGUUGUCGCCCUUGCUCUGUGUGCUUUUUCCCCACAAGAGCAAGCAAAUUCGCACCGUGGUCACUCAGUUCUGGAAUGCCACCUUUGGAAACGCACUCACCUUGACUUACCCUGAGCCUCUUAAGUCUGUUUUAAGUCAGGCUAAGCAGAAAACUCCAUUGAUUUUACCUGGUUUUGAAGCCGUUGAUGCACCAGAUGAUUGCAGUGGACAGUAUACGGGUGACAGUUCUCAACUGGACCCACAAAUUAGUGGGGUGAAGAUGACCUCUGUUGGAAAGAGGGACUCUCUUCUGGCGAGGGCAGAAGAGCUUAAAGGAAGAGGCUCUGCACCUGUAGCAAAGCCAGUGUCUAUGAAGCUGGAUUUUGGAUCGCCCAAGCCCUUGAAUCGAGAAGCUAUUGAGGAGGAGGCAUCAGAAGAUUUUGUUUUCAUUCCACCUGAGACAAAGGAGAGAGUGCUGACUGAGCACCAGAAAGAGGUCAAAAGGACUAAACGGGUUGACAUUCCUGCUCUCUAUAAUAAUCUGGAUGCCUCCCAGGACACCACAGUCUUUUCGCAGUAUACUCAGAGUCAGGAGGAGUCCAUGGAGAACUUGACAAAAGAUGAAAGGGAUCAACCGGAGGAAGAGGCUAAGCUUCACCUGAAGGAGGUUACCCCAAGUGAAGAACCAUCCACAGAUGUUGAAGUAACCCAAGGCACCACAUCAGACAUAGAAACACCAGAGAAAUCUAUGCCAAAUAAAGAUCAAACUUCAGAGAACGAUCUGUCUCCUCCAUCCAGUGGUGUCUCAGUUGAUGUGAGUGGGCAUGAGAAAAGUGGACUAGAGGGGACCAGCCCUAAUGUAUCAAGUUCAUCUGAUAUGAUAUCUGGUACACCUCCUAAACCCAAUAGCAGACGUCAAUCGUUCAUAACGUUAGAGAAAUAUAUUGAAGGGAAAUCAAGUCCUGCAAGUGUUGCAUUUACGGGUCCACCGAUCCGGAAAUCAAGUAGACUGGAUUCUUCAAAAUCUUUGGAGUGCACUCCAAAUGACUCACAGAAUCAAACUACAAAAGAGGACUCUCAGAAAUCUCAAAACAUAAGCAGCACUGACCCAUCUGCUCAAAAUGAGAAAGCAGGGCAAGAGACCAAAGAUGAGAUUAAGUCAACGGGAGGUCAUCGUUGUGAAGGUACUGAUGAGGAAGAGGAUGUGGUACCCGAUACCCAGACCCAAGUAUCUAGUGAAGCAUCCGGUGUUAAGAGCAGUCCUGUGUCCAAAGCCAGCGUGGAGGAACAAAACUCACCUGAAAAAGAUUCACAGAGUUUUGCUAAUUCUCAAUCUAGUCAAGAACCAAGAAGGUCGAGCAGAAGGCGAAGUAAACCGGUUCGCCCAGGGGAAGAUCCAGGGGAGAUGAAAAGCAAAGAACAAGUCAAUCAGGUUGCAGACUCAAUGACAAACACACAGAAGUCAGUACUUGCAGCACCAAGUAGCACAUUGACUGGAAGGAGGAGAAGUAAGGUUCUAGAGGACACUAAAGUUGAAGGUGACCAACAGAAAAGUAAAGGAAUAAAAAGCCAAAGUGAUUCACAGAUUUUCUCUGCAGAGUCUUCACAGGCACUUCCACGGGCAAGCCGAACUGGGUCCUCUCCCCAGAGUUCACCUGUAACUCAAUCGGAUAGCCAAAGCAGAGAGAGACUGCCAACUCUCAAUGAGUCUGAGGGUCUGUCACCGGGUAGACUGACGAAGAAGACUAGAACACAACUUGAUGAAUCCACUGACAAGGAGGCAGAUGAGAACUCUCAAAAUGCUGCAUCUUCUUUAAAAAAGAAAUAUUCACAGACACCUCUUUCUGAUUCUGAGGCUGAUAGCCAGCAAACUGUCCGAACGCGAAGAACAAGGAGAUCUGAAUCUCAGUUACUGGAGAUGUCUGGUUUGCAGACCAAAGAAGAUUUGAGUCAGACAGACUCUCAAACAGUGACAGCGGUGAAGGGAAGAGCUAUGAGAAGGAGAACUGGAGAAGAAGAGCCAGACUCAAGCAGAGAUGUUACAUCAACUGUAAAUGCUGAAGAGUUAAGUGCGAGCCAAGAUUCUUCUCAAGGGCUUGGUAGAUACAGAACUCGACGAUCUAAAGGCUUGACUACCGACAAUACAGAGUCUGAAAGCCCUGAUAGCAGAGAAGAUGGGCCAAGGCCUAAAAAGAGACUUCGGAAACCCCUGUCAACUGAGGUGCUACCAGUUGCCACAGAACCUAAAUUUACUGAGAUGGUGCCAGACAAGGAGAAUGUUGAUAUUCAAUCAGAAGUUUCAAUAGAGAUGACACAGGAUGAGGCAGAUCUGAAACCUGAAACUAGUUUGGGAAUUUCAGUCAGUGAGACCAAAGAAGAGCAAGACGAUAAAGAGGUCCUUGCCCCUGUUAGUCAACCACAUGAACUGAUCAGCUCUGAAAUAGUUGAGAUAGAAUUGAAAACUGAUACAGAUGAAAAAGAGAUCAUCUGUGAUAAGGGAGAGGGUGAAGAAGCAAAUUCACUUUCACAAGCUGGAUCAGAAGAUUUAAAGACUGAUGGUUUGCGUAAAUGUCCACAUACCAGGGGACGGGGACGUGGACGUAGACGAUCUAGGAGCUGCAACUGCUUUUUAAACAACCAGGAGGUGUUCUCACAAAACAGUGACUUCCAAGAAUCACAGGAUCUGAAAAAUGAGCAGGUUCCACUUGCUGUUGAGACCCAAGAAUCCAAGGAUCUGAAAAACGAGCAGGUUCCACUUGCUGUUGAGACCCAAGAAUCACAGGAUCUGAAAAAUGAGCAGGUUCCACUUGCUGUUGAGACCCAAGAAUCACAGGAUCUGAAAAAUGAGCAGGUUCCACUUGCUGUUGAGACCCAAGAAUCGCAGGAUCUGAAAAAUGAGCAGGUUCCACUUGCUGUUGAGACCCAAGAAUCACAGGAUCUGAAAAAUGAGCAGGUUCCACUUGAUGCUGACACCAUAAACUCUCAACCUGAGCAGUCAAGCCCAACAUCCGUAUCGGAGGAAAGCAAGAGCUCAGCAAUUGCGGAUUUCCCAGAUGCUGAUGUUCAGCCAUUUUCAGCCUUGCCGCCUCAACUUCCAUGUGAGGUUUCAUCUUCUGAAAGCCCCAUUACAAAGCUUGGUGUAAUUGUUUCUCAACUGUCUGAAGCAGAGGAAGGAGCAUUAUCCAAAGCAAUGGAUGAAUCAAACAAUGUGUUUGUAAAAGUCCCGGUGGUAGAGACAAAUCUGUUAGAGAGUUCUGGGUGCACAGAUAGUCCAAAGCACAACAAAGAAUUGGACAACCCUUCAGUAAGUCAAGAACCUCUCCAAAGUUCAACACCUCAAGACACCUCUCCAAGUCAAGGUCGCCCAGUGGAAGAUGCAUCUAUAUGCCAAGAGCAACUAGAGUCUUCACAUGUUCAGCAGGAGGAUGCAGUGAAGCAAAGUGAAGACCUUGCUGUUUCAGAGCCGAGUGGAGAAAAGGUAGUGUUGCCAGAGGAGUCAAAUGGCAAAGAAUUACUUGACAAUGUUGCUCUCAUCGAGAAGGAUAAAGACACUCAGACUGACAACCAGGCUCUUUCUGCUGAUAUACAAGAAGAGUUGUCUGUACUACCUCAAAGUAGUACAUCUGAAGCCUGUUUAGAUUCUCCACUCAAGCCUAAACCUUUAGAUGCUCUCAGUGGUGAGCUAGAGCCUGGCCAGAGCCCGAGCAGAAACCGAUCUCGUGUAUGGUCACCAUCUGCUUCUCCAUCUACCAGUAUUCUAAAGAAGGGACAGAAGAGAACAUGUGAAGAAGAUACCCCAUCCCCCCUUCAUAAGUCUCGUCGAGUGUCUUUUGCAACCCCAAUUUACCAUCAAGAACUGGCUGAUGAUAUUGACAGACGUAGUCCAGUUAUUCGCACAAGCUCACCUAGGUCAAAAGUCUUGAGUGGACAGUCGAAGUAUAUCACUACACCCACAAAAGGCUAUUCAAGUCUAAGUCCACGUAACCUCCGUAGCCCUGGAUCCAAAAGCUCUAAAAAAUGCCUGAUUUCAGAGAUGAGCCAGGAGCCACAUCCUAUUGCUAAAGAUUGUGUUUAUCCAGCACUUGUUGGCUGCUCUACCCCUGUAGAGGCUGUUUUACCACAGAUAUCCUCCAACAUGUGGCCUCGUGGCUUUGGUCAACUUGUUAGAGCCAGGAACAUUAAAACAGUUGGAGACCUGAGUGCUCUCACCCCUAGUGAAAUCAAGUCACUUCCUAUUCGUUCACCUAAGCUGUCCAAUGUGAGGAAAGCACUUAAAACCUAUCAUGAACAGCAGAGAAAAGGGCGUUCUGAUGACCUCAAGAGUUUUGAUGAAAUGGAGAAAAUGACAUCUGAGCCUGAAGAGAUGGAGCUUCCUCAAAACCAAGAUGAGGAGCAAACACCAGGAGAGGCACAAGAACUUUUGGCAGAUGACAAACCAUCAGAAGUGGGAAUGGAUUCAGGACCGAUGCCCGAGGAGAAAAAAUGUCAAGAUUUGCUCUCAGAUGUUGUAGCACUUGGUGGACGCUUAACUUCAGAGGAACUUGGUCACUGUUCACCCAACCAGUUGGGCCUGAUGCAUGAACAUCUCAGCGGAAUGAUGAGAAGCAUUGUGACCCAUCUGCAGUCCCGCUUGCUGAGUAAUCCUGAUAGCUUACCAUAAGGACAUUUGAGAGAUUUUUCCUGACACAAGAAUUCACUUUUAAAAUUGAAGAUUAACAGUGGACUGUUCAUCCCUCAAGUUUUAGCUUGAAUUUUAGAGUAGAUGAAUUUCUAAUUAUGCUCUCUCAAAGAAUAGAGUUAAAUGGCCAAAAGUCAUUUCCAUUGCUACGCAAGUGUCUAUGUAUUUUAUGGAGUGAUUUUUAAGACUGUAAAAUUGUACCGAGAUGCCAAGGAAACUUUUUUCUUUCUUUUUUUUAAGAAAUAAAACUAUAGUAUUAAUAAAAUCUUUUCUUUUAA